Messenger RNA from Salvia miltiorrhiza (redroot sage), 2004 nucleotides. RefSeq lists its product as uncharacterized. The record is from RefSeq and is a predicted model, not a curated record. Lineage: Eukaryota; Viridiplantae; Streptophyta; Magnoliopsida; Lamiales; Lamiaceae. Bases 176 to 1801 code for a protein of 541 amino acids. The transcript has 17 exons.
UUAUUUACUGCUAUCUUAAUAUUGUGUAUCAUAGCCCCCAUUCAUCACCACCGAUCAAUCGCUCGGUCAGGCCUUCUCUCAAUUCGGCAAAGUCAUCGAAUCGAAGAUUGUCAACGAUCGAGAGACCGGUAGAUCGAGAGGAUUCGGUUUCGCGACAUUCAAGAAUGAGCAAUCCAUGAGGGAUGCGAUCGAGGGGAUGAACGGACAGGAAUUGGACUGCCGUAAUAUCACCGUCAACGAGUCUCAGUCUCGCGGAAGCAGCGAUGGAGGUUUCUGUGGCCCACGCCGCGAGGGUGGCGGGGGCGGUGGUGGUGGUUACGGGCACUGCGAGGGCGGUGGCGGUGGCGGAGGAUAUGGUCGUUGUGCUAUGAUUUCGAUCGAUGUAUUUGAUAGUGAAGUUGGAUUUUCAAUUAUGACUACAGAAAAUCUAGGCGAUAAAGAUCUCUUUCUGAAUUGCCUUGCCUCAAAUUCAAUGCAGAAAAUCCAGUCGUAUAACAUCACAGCAAGUCUUCCUCUUCAUAAAUCCAAAGGGGCUUUAUUGAUAAAAGGGACUAGCGCAGCUUUUCCAAAAAUAAAUUUCCAUGAUCACUUUCGUCAGGCUUUAUCCUAUCGAGGUGAGCACCAUGCAAAAAGCAAGAAUGUUGGGGGCAUUGCACAGGUACAAGAAUUGAUCACAAAAACUGGAAUUCCUUCAACCAUCACUUCUCCUCUUGCAUCUCUACACAUGGGAAAUUGGGUUAAGCUCAUUUGUGGGGCUAGCUUUGAGGACGUAACUGAUAUCAGGAAUUUGUCUCUGGUUUACACUCUUGCUGGAGUUGACUGCAUUGAUUGUGCGGCUGAGGCAUCUGUCAUCAAUGCUGUAAAUGAAGGAAUUGAAGCAGCAAGAUGUAUUCUUCCCAUACGAAGGCCAUGGGUGAUGAUCAGUGUGAAUGAUGGUGAAGAUUUGCAUUUUCGUAAAGCUGAAUUCAAUCCAGAUGAUUGUCCACUGGAUUGCUUGAGGCCGUGUGAGAAUGUUUGCCCUGCUGAUGCAAUCUUCUCAAACUCGAGCAAAGCUGAUCUAUCCAAGGGCGUCUUAGCUGAACGAUGUUAUGGUUGUGGUCGUUGCUUACCAAUCUGCCCAUAUGAUAAUAUAAGAGCAAUUACAUACGUACGAGAUGUUACUGCUACCGCCGAACUUCUGCAACGGGAUGAAGUCGAUGCAAUUGAAAUUCACACUAGUGGAAGGCAGGCAGAGUCAUUCCAAGAACUCUGGGAUGGUCUGGGAGAUUCCAUUCACAAGCUGAGGCUUGUCGCUGUUAGCUUGCCUGACUUGGGGGAGUCGACUAUACCUGCAAUGGAUUCUAUGUACACAACAAUGAAGGCGAACCUCCAUUGCCUCAAUUUAUGGCAGUUGGAUGGCCGCCCUAUGAGCGGAGAUAUUGGUCGAGGCACAACGAGGGAAGCAAUCAAAUUUGCUCUACAUUUAGCCUCUCUCGAAGACAAGCCAAAAGGUUUUCUUCAACUAGCUGGCGGUGCAAAUGCUCACACGGUUGAGGGGCUAAAAAAGGAAAGGCUAUUUCAAACCACAUCCAUUUUCGAUGAUUCGAAGGUGCCUCUCAACGACUCACCUGAAACAUCACAUGCUUUGAUAAGUGGAGUAGCUUUUGGUGGCUAUGCACGAAAGAUAGUUGGGAGGGUUCUUAGCUCGUUGCAGUCGGACUAUGGGUAUGCGCGUCUUGAAGAUCACCCAGACCAUCUUCUGAAAGCACUGGAGGAGUCUCUUGCUUUGGUUGGGACCGUGAAAUGCUACAAUGCAACUUAGGAGUAGCCGUAUCAACCUCCGGCUUUAUAUGAAUUUUCUCAGUCCAAUGCAUAUUCUUUUUGAGAUAAUUUAAAAAUUUGUGUAGAGAGAAAAAUAUACUAGGUCUGUACUUGACCUUCUCGAGUGUAUUGAUAAAGUGAAACUCGAUAAAUGGACUAAAGUGGCUUGUAACAACUUGUUAUUCUAUGAAUUAACUACUUGCA